GCCCGCCAAGGCGGGCGCUGCCCACCCCUCGGAGCCCAGCGGCGUGCCGAGGCUACAAGUGCGGCGGCUGGUGAUUGGGGGACUUUCUCCGGGAGCCUUGCGGGGACAACGCGCGGUGCUCCAGCCGCACCGGGUCGCCGAAGUAGAAGACUUUCCGGAAGCUGCUGGGGGAUGUCUGACUAGCGUUCAUGGAGCUCUACUCCCUUGCUAAGAAGAGCAACCAGGCAGACCUCUGUGAUGCCAGGGACUGGAGUUCAAGAGGGCUUCCUGGUGGCCAGGCAGAUACAGCAGCCACAAGAGCUGCUCUCUGCUGUCAGAGACAGUGUGAGUCCACCCCAAGAGCAACUGAAAUGGAAGGGUCUAAACUUAGUCCUUCUCCAGCAUCCCCUUCCUCCUCUCUGCAAAACAGUACCCUUCUUCCAGACGCCUUUCCACCAGGACCUCUCCACUCAGGGAACAACCAAAUAACAGCAGAACAGAAAGUCUGUAACUGCUGCAGCCAGGAAUUAGAAACUUCUUUUACCUAUGUGGACAAAAACAUCAACUUGGAGCUGCGGAACCAGAGCUCACCAUCAGUAAAAGGGCAUGAUCACCCUGGGGAGCUUGGCUGGGAAAAUCCAAACGAGUGGUCCCAAGAGGCUGCCAUAUCUUUGAUAUCUGAAGAGGAGGACGAUACAAGUUCCGAAGCCACAUCUUCAGGAAAGUCAAUAGACUAUGGUUUCAUCAGCGCCAUCUUGUUCUUGGUCACUGGCAUCCUGCUGGUGAUCAUCUCUUACAUCGUCCCCCGGGAAGUGACAGUGGACCCCAAUACUGUGGCAGCCCGGGAGAUGGAGCGCUUGGAGAAGGAGAGUGCAAGGCUGGGGGCUCACCUGGACCGCUGUGUGAUUGCAGGGCUCUGCCUCCUCACGCUGGGGGGCGUCGUACUGUCCUGCUUGCUAAUGAUGUCCAUGUGGAAGGGGGAGCUCUAUCGUCGAAACAGAUUUGCCUCUUCCAAAGAGUCUGCAAAACUCUAUGGUUCUUUCAACUUCAGGAUGAAGACCAGCACGAAUGAAAACACUCUGGAACUGUCCUUGGUAGAGGAAGAUGCGCUUGCCGUACAGAGUUAAUUCUGGUUGUGAACAUCUUGAGAGUCUGCCUUGGCAUUUUAUAGUAUGAAAAAAGAAGUUAAUUUGUAAAAAAAAAAAAAAAAAAAAAAAAAAAAUUCACAGUGCAAUUUAUUUGCCUGGCAAGAAAAGUUUAAUUCACAAACCAACAGCCAAUGAGUGAUUUUGUUCUCCAUGUGUCUUCUAUUUAGAAGAAAAGUCAUGUAAGAUGUAUAAGAAACCACAACCAGCCACACCUAUCCUUCUGAAGAGCUGAAGGCUAAUUGAUCUGUAAUGGCCAAGAACUUCUACUUCAAUAGAAAAAUAUUUCUAAUGAUUCAGUACACAAAUAUAUGAUAUUACUCUUUGGACACUAGGUGGUCCUACGCAUAGUCAGAUCAAUUGCUAUUUUGUGAAAAAGAACUAAGCACUAAUCAAUAAUAAGGCUUACAUUUAAUUCUCAACGGUGCUUAUCCAUUUUCUUGCUAAAUUAUCCUCCUUGUUAUUUGGCUAAACACUAAAAUAUGGAGUUUUGAGUUUGAAUAUUUUGAAGUUUGAGGAUGUUGGGCUUUUUUUUAUUGUAAAAAACACUAUGUUUGAAAUUAUUCCUGUAUUCAAAAAUGGCAAUUAAGUCAUUAGGAUAAACUUUCUAAUAAAAGAAAAUGACGUAAAUCAUUGUAAGACCAAUGUGAAUUUAAACCACAGUGUUAGUGCCAGAUAUCAGCCAGCAUCACUGCUCUUUUUUAAAAUGAAGUCAAAUUAGUUACUGAUAUAAAUUUUAUCUUUUGUGAUUUUGCCAUCAUACCAGUUAUUUGUGCUCUUGAAGUCCACUAUUUCUCACACCAAAGAGGCAAGCCAUGAGACAUUUUAAAUAUAUUUCCAGACAUCUAAACAUCUGGGCAGAUCAUGAUUGGCCAGAUCUGAGAGCAAUCAUGAUUGGCUCUGGUGUGCUCCCAGGUGACAUCUUGUUAUUGCUGUUUGGGAAAAACCACCAGUAAUAUUGCAGCUAGACUUUUGGGGACUGUGCCUAGCAGGCUGUAUCACUUGUUCUAGGCCAAGCAACAACUGCUUCUCUCAUGACAGCAGCAGUCCUUAAGCCCAAAGCCAAAAAAAUUAAAACAGAGAGAGAGAGAGAGAGAUUAAAAAUGCCGAUUCAAUGGGCGCUGUAGUUAUCGUCAGAACUCACCUCCCACUCAGAGUGGUCUAGGUGUCAUUCAGUAACUGUGAGCUCUUGUCUCAUAAAGCGCAAACUCUUGCUCUAAGAGCAGCAUGAUGAGCAAGGUACUCACUUUGCAAGACACACACCGGGUGUCCACAGUGACACAGUGCCUCAUUAAAGUGACAGUUCAGAAAGAGGAUGAGAAAUGCAGCCUGAGAAAUACCUUACAUUUUGCAACUCUACCUGGAGGUUUUUCCAACCUCUGCUUUAGGAGUUGUAACUCCCAUGAUUGUGUUACCAGGACGAGGGUGUCAUUCUUAAAGAGGACAGGAGCUAGGAAUUGGUAUGAGAUAGCAGGGAUGAGGAAGUAAAAGUGAUUUCAUUGUAGAUUUUUAAAGGCUAUUUCAAAUGUCUGAAAUUUGUGUUGUUGUGGACAACUGUGGAAUACAUGGGUGACUUUGGCUAGCAAAAUGUGUGAAUCAAGAUAUUUAUGUGGAUGAGCUCUCAUGGGUGCCAGAGAUUGAUUUGAUGAGUGACGUAUGCUGCAUAUAACUAAGAGUUGAGGUGAAAUACAAAAAAGGGAGCCUCAGAAGACAAUAAAAAAGAGAGGAGGGGCAUAUGAAAGAAUUAUUAGGUAAAAAUAAGAAAUUAUAUGGGCAUCAGAGGAAGCUAGAGGUAGUUAAUUGCCUUAUGCUACAGAGCAGUACUGAUGGCCAAAAAGAAUUGAGAUGACAUAAAUAUGACUUUUCUUUUCCAUUGCUGUUUCUUUGUGCUUUUUGAACAAACUUUGUUUUACUGUGACUCUCAUUUCAUUACUUUUGUUGAGGCUGCCUUACCAGUGGCAUAAGUUUUAUAUUCUGAAGGUUUCUAAGUCCAGCUCCAGCCUGCUUAAGGAUCUACUUUGGAUGAUGUGGAGACAAGAAGGAAACAACCUACUGCUGUGCUGAGUGAGUAGAUCUAAGCUGUAUGUUAAAAAAAGAAGACAUUUAAAAAAUUACAUGUUUAUUCAUAGAAGCUAAGUGAGAUCAACUGAGUUUUGUUUUUAUUUAUUGACAAAACAGGAUUAAUUAGCCAAAUGGCAGACUAAAUUGAAUUAAUGUGGAGCCGACUUUCAGUUUAUGAAGGAAGAGGAGUUUGGGAAUCAAGUGUUAGGAAGCGUUUUCAACUGAUGAUAAAGGUUUUCAUGCAGAAGCAUUUAAUGAAUCUUGCAGAGCUACCAAAUAAUGUAGAGGUGAUCUAGAGGCAACAUUUCGAAAAAUACCAUUUUGGGGAAAAAAAAAAAUUCAAGGGGGAAGAAAAAGACCUAACAAGUCAAAAUAUAUUUCCUUUUUUUCUAGAACUCUAUAAUUUUCUUUAAAAUUUAAAAUUGAAAUGUAAGUGAAUGCAUAUUUCAACAUUAUUUAAAUCUGCUUAUAUAGAGAGCACAUAUCUUUUAAGAUUCUACUUAUCUGAGGGCAAACCACUACACAUUAUAUGAUUUAGAAAAUCACCUGGAUGACUCCUUUUGGGCUGUGGUGACACUAUUCAGAUGCUUGCCUUAAUCGACUUUUCCCUGGGUAUUUGGUUUAUGUAGCCCUUAUCCAUCCUGGCAGUGCCUGAAUUCAAGAUGAAGAUUACUUGAAUUUAAAAUGAUGGUAACACAGGCAAAGAAAAGCCAUGUGUUUUAUUUACUGUUGUUUCCAAUCUGAUGAGGAGUGUUUUUGGCUCUAGAGGUACUUUGGCAAGACCAGGUGAUACAUUCUAUAGGCAUUGGCCAUACAAUAGCUAUGGUAUUGGUCUUGCAUUCUUCAUGGGGAUUUAUGACCUUACAUUUGUCUCUUCAAUGUGGUGCUGGUUGUUAUCUAUAAAAGUUUUUAUUGCUAGACCUAGAGAAGAAAAACAUUUUCAGUGGUUCUGGGUCUUUAGCUUAUUUACAUGGUUUUAGAAAUCCAAACUCAGAGUCAUCUUCCUAAUCUCAAUGAGAAGACAGCUCAUCUUUCAGCAGUGUGGUCCAAUGGGGUGAGUUACAGAAAGAAAGCUGCCUUUCUCCUUUAUUACUUGGAUCUACACACUGCUGAUGGGUGAUUUAAGGCUCCUAAUAUCUUUAAUAAGACAAUCCUUUAAAGGGCAUCUUAAACUGUUACAGAGUUUGCAAAGAGUUUUCUUUGCAAUGCUGUGUGUCUUUUCCACCCACUGGGAGCUAUUAAAGUAGAUCACGUAAUAUGAUGUACUGGCCCCUCAUAUAAAGAACAGCUUUUCUUCAUGCUCCCCACUGCGUAGCUGAUUUAUAGUUUAGAGGAAGACAAGACUGCUUGGAAUCAAGCUCUUGGGGGCCAUGGGUGCUUUUACCCACAUGACUGCUAUAACCCUUGAUUCUGUACUAUCAAGACACUUGUCUUGGUAUCACAUGCUUUGCUGUCUGCUUAAAAUAUGAGUCCAUCUCCCUCAUCUUUAUUUGUUAUAGAGACCCAAUUGGACCAGUGCUGGCACAUGUCCUUUAAGGUACAGCUUCUGAAAAGAGACUGCACUACCAAACUUAUGUGUGCCUUUACCUCAGUCCCCCAGGAUAAGGUUAAAUAAGUGACUGAGCACGAUGCUAGUUAAAUAUCAAGAAUUAAAGGUCUGAACCCAAAUGGCUCUACUUAUUUUUGUUUUUUACAUCUUUCCAACAA
This is a messenger RNA of Sapajus apella (tufted capuchin), 4892 nucleotides long. It is a transcript of the gene TMEM74, whose product is annotated as transmembrane protein 74. NCBI's taxonomy places the organism in Eukaryota, Metazoa, Chordata, Mammalia, Primates, Cebidae. Bases 189 to 1106 code for a protein of 305 amino acids. The record is from RefSeq and is a predicted model, not a curated record. The transcript has 2 exons.